This is a messenger RNA of Lucilia sericata (common green bottle fly), 729 nucleotides long. RefSeq names its product glia maturation factor beta (gene GMF). Gene Ontology annotation, cellular component: actin cortical patch. NCBI's taxonomy places the organism in Eukaryota, Metazoa, Arthropoda, Insecta, Diptera, Calliphoridae. Gene Ontology annotation, biological process: actin filament debranching; negative regulation of Arp2/3 complex-mediated actin nucleation. The coding region runs from base 205 to 621 and encodes 138 amino acids. The transcript has 3 exons. Gene Ontology annotation, molecular function: Arp2/3 complex binding; actin binding. The record is from RefSeq and is a predicted model, not a curated record.
GUUUAACAAAAUUUAAACGACUUGGAUGUUCUGAAUUUAGUAUGAAAUUUUAAUUGUUGGUGCGGGAGGGUUUUCUUUUGUGCUUUUUGCAUUUUUCGUGUUUUUAAUACAAUAUUUAUAAAAGGUUUGAAAUCAAAAUCGGAAAACCUUUCAUUUAAUAAUAUACCUAUAUACGGUUAAAUAUUAAUAAAAGAUUUAUUUAAAAUGGGUGAUAGUAAGAUUUGUGAUAUAAGUGACGAUGUGAGAGAUGAAUUGAAAAAAUUUCGUUUUCGCAAAACUACUACAAAUUCAGCUUUAAUAUUAAAAGUUGAUCGUGAAAAGCAAUUAGUCGUACUCGACGAUAUGCUAGAUGAUAUUUCUCUUGAAGAACUGCAAGAACAACUGCCAGGUCAUCAGCCGCGUUAUGUGAUUUACACCUAUAAAAUGAUACAUGAUGAUUCGCGCAUAUCAUAUCCAAUGUGUUUCAUAUUCUAUACGCCACGUGACAGUCAAAUUGAAUUGCAAAUGAUGUAUGCCUGCACUAAAAGUGCUCUACAAAGAGAAGUAGAUCUAACGAGAGUGUAUGAAAUACGAGAAUUAGAUGAAUUAACCGAGGAAUGGUUAAAGGAGAAACUCAAGUAAAACAUAUAGUACAAGAUUUAUUGAAAAGAAGUAAAAAAAAAAAAACAAAAAGACAGCCAAUAAAGCAAUAUUUUAAAAUUAACAACAAUUUAUUAUAUAUAAAUAAAA